Molecule: messenger RNA, 4986 nt
Organism: Schistocerca serialis cubense
Lineage: Eukaryota; Metazoa; Arthropoda; Insecta; Orthoptera; Acrididae
Product: vitellogenin receptor-like
Exons: 34
Coding region: 1-4986 (1661 amino acids)
Molecular function (GO): calcium ion binding; protein binding
Source: RefSeq, a predicted model, not a curated record
AUGACAGUUGGAGCUGUUCUGCAGGUGCUUGCAGUGUGGUUGCUGCUAACUGUGGUGGCCAUACAAGGAGAUGAAUCCUGUAAGCCACCACACCACAUGAGGUGUGACAAUGGAAUGUGUAUAAUGGUCUUCUUCAGAUGUGAUGGAGAUAAUGACUGUGGUGACUGGUCAGAUGAACAUGGCUGCAAUGGCACAGAGCCUGCUACUCCAGAGUGCAUGGCUGAUGAAUUCAGAUGUGGAGAUGGCACUUGCAUCCCACCUGAGUGGAUAUGUGAUGGGAGUCAGGACUGCAGUGAUGGUAGUGAUGAAGUGCUGGGCUGCAGCAAACGGCUAUCAUGUCAUGAAGACUUCCUAUGUGACAACCACCACUGUGUCCCAAAAGCAUGGCAGUGUGAUGGGAAUGAUGACUGUGGUGAUGGCAGUGAUGAAAUGAAUUGCCAUGGAAAAUCAGCUAAGCCAGACUGUGAUGUUGCCCACAACUUAUAUGCGUGCAGAGAUGGCCUACAUUGUAUAGAAAUGACUGAAGUGUGCGAUGGCACACCCCACUGUCUUGAUGCCUCAGACGAAGGUUUACUGUGCCAAAAAAGCAAAUCACUAUGUGCAUCAAAUGGAUGCACUUUCAAAUGUCAGCCAACACCAAAUGGACCAUUGUGCUUGUGUCCCUUGGGGUUUGCUCUUGUGGAGGAGAAGUACUGCAGAGAUGUUGAUGAAUGUCUCACCUAUGGCAUCUGCUCCCAGAAGUGCAACAACACCAAUGGUGGUUACUUGUGUUACUGUGCUGAAGGCUACUCAUUGCAAAGCAACAACCAUACCUGUGCUGCCAAUGAGGGUGAAGCUGUACUGCUUUUUUCAACAAAAACUGAAGUUCGUGCUUACUUCAUGAAAAACAAGGUGUACAUAACUAUUGCAGACAAUCAAAAGCAUAUAGCUGGUGUGGGAUAUGAUGGUUCCUAUGUCUACUGGACAAGUGUGAGAGACGGUGAAGAGGCUAUACUGCGAAGCAAUGCAGAUGGUUCUGCAAUAGAUGUUCUUGUCACAUCAGGUCUUAGCUUGCCAGAAGACUUGGCCUUGGAUCUUGUGACUGGAAACAUAUACUUCACUGAUGGGGAAGAGAGCUACAUAGGGGUAUGCACAAAAACUGGCAAAGAAUGUGCAGUUCUGGUGAAUGAAGAUGUACUGAAGCCCAGAGGCAUUGCCCUACUGGUCCAGAAGGGGCAAAUGUUCUGGUCUGAUUGGGGAAAUGUGCCAAAAAUAGCAACUGCUGGGAUGGAUGGAUCUUUUCCUAGGGUACUUGUAUCAGAGGUUCAGUGGCCAAAUGGCAUAGCAAUAGACUUAGGGAAUCAACGUCUAUACUGGGUUGAUGCCAAGCUCCAGACAAUAGAAUCUGUGGCCCUGGAUGGCUCGGACAGAAGGAUUAUCCUGAAAGAUGUUGUGAAGCACCCAUACUCAAUAGCAGUAUUUGAAGACACUUUGUAUUGGUCUGACUGGCAUGGAAAGCAGAUCUUGUCUUGCAACAAAUACACUGGGAAGGAGCACAAGAAUUUAGUGAGGUCAAGAAAAAAUCAUAUUUAUGGAAUAAGCAUCUACCAUCCUGUUCUCCAUCCACAGGUGAGAAACCCAUGUGAAAGUGCUGGCUGCAGUGACAUCUGCAUGCUUGCUCCAGGUGAUUCAUACACUUGCACCUGUCCAGAAGGAAAGCAGUUGGCUAGUGAUCAGCAUACUUGCAUGGAUCUCCAGAGGAAACAGCUAAUUGUGGCAACUGCCGGCAAUCGAAUAGUGGAGGUGGAGCACAGAAUCCUUGGAAAGCAAUCGUACUCAGUUAUGAUGCCAACGGGUAUUCAACAGAUAGAUGCUACUACAUACAGUCCUGUAGAUGAUAUGCUGAUAUUUGCAGACAACUCACAGAGAAAAUUAUUCACUCUGUCCCUUGCCACAAUGAGCCUGAAGACUUUGAUCAGACGCAGGAUUGGGUGGCUAACUAGCAUGGAUUUUGAUCCCUAUGGCAAUAACUUAUACUGGACGGACUCCGAACGCAACAUUGUUGAGGUGAUGAGCAUGGCUACAAAACGACGUAGUGUGUUGCUGCGAGGGGUUGGUGAUGAGGCACCUCACAGUAUAGCUGUAGUCCCACAAGAGGGGUACAUGUUUGUUGCUUGUGGGAUGGAAGGCAAGAUACAUAUAGAUAAAAUGUUCAUGGAUGGUUCUGGUAAGAGGGAUCACUCAAUUAAAGGUAUUAAGGGGCCAGAAGUGUCCCUGUGGUAUGAAUCUGGUUUAAAUGAAAUUUUCUGGGCUGAUAGUGGAAAGAAGACUAUCAGCAGCUUUCCCAUUGAUGGUGAGGGCAGACACAUAGUGCAGCGACUGACUGCUUCUCCAGUGGCUAUUGCCUCUGUUGCACAGGAUCUGUUCUGGACUGUUGGUGGCAGCAACUACUUGUAUUGGGCAAAUAAAUACAUGAUUGAGGGAAAGGUCAAGAGAGUUAUGUUAGGGAUGUACCUCCAAGGUAACAAUGAAACUUGCAUUGCUGAUGUCUGCAAAGGGAAUGAAUUUCAUUGUGAGAAAGACAAGAAAUGUAUACCUGCAGCAUCCAGGUGUAAUGGAGUUCCAGACUGCCCAGGAGGAGACGAUGAGAGGAACUGUGAUCAGUGCAGGGAUUAUGAAUUCAGAUGUGACAAUGGCCAGUGCAUAUCAUUUGAAAUGAAAUGUGAUGGUACGAAGCAGUGUCAAGAUGGGUCAGAUGAAAGGCACUGUGAAAGAACAGCUUGCUCGCCAGAUGAGUUUGAAUGUACGAAUGGUGGGUGCAUAGACAGGCAUAUGCGCUGUGAUGCUCGGAGUGACUGUGAGGACAGUUCUGAUGAAGAAAACUGUGCUGCAGUGACCUGCCAAGACGAGGAAUACAGGUGUGAAGUAGGUACUUGCAUUCCUGCCUCGUGGGAAUGUGACAGUGAAGUAAACUGCCCAGAUGGCUCUGAUGAACAUGACCAGUGUCCUCCUCCUACUUGUGGACCACAGGAAUUCAUGUGUAGCAAUGGGAACUGCAUAUACGUGGAAUUUAUCUGUGACACACAAGACGACUGCGGUGAUGGCUCUGAUGAAAAGCAGUGCAGUGCCCCUACCACAAAAAACAUAUCCUGCACAAAAGAUGAAUUCUUAUGCUCCUCAACAAAAGGGACAUGUAUUCCUUCCACCCAGAGGUGUGAUGGCAAUGCAGACUGUCCAAAGGCAGAAGAUGAGAGAGGAUGUGGGUGUGAUCCUCAAGAAUUUGAGUGCAAGAAUGGAAAAUGUAUUGCUUCUUCUUGGGUCUGUGACACAACGAAUGACUGUGGUGAUGGAUCUGAUGAAGACCCAGAUAGAUGUACCAGCAAGAAAGGAGAAAAGAAGUGUGCUGGUUUUGCAUGUGCAUCUGGCAAAUGCCUGGAGGUUAAGCAACUAUGUGAUGGCACUAAAGAUUGUGAAGAUGGAUCUGAUGAGGGAGGAAAGUGUGGAUCUGCCUGCAAGGGUAGCCCUUGUGAUGGUGGCUGUCAACCCACACCAGCUGGACCCCAGUGCUACUGUGAUGAAGGCUAUGAGCUUCAAUCUGAUGGGAGAAGCUGCCAUGAUAUCAAUGAAUGCCUGCAGCAUGUGUGUUCACAGGUGUGCUUGAAUGUGCCUGGCAGUUUCAGGUGUGCCUGCAUGCCAGAGUACUCACUGAAGUUAGACAGAAUAUCCUGCAAGGCCAAAGGUCGUCCUAUGGAAUAUGUGUUCGUUGUUGGCGAAAGUGAAAUACGCAUAGCUUCACAAUCAUUCAGCCAUGUUGAUGUUGUACACAGACAUACAUCCCUCAAAGUAACAGGCCUGGAUGUUGAUGCCAGAGAGGACUUAGUUUACUGGAGUGCUCGUGACACGAACACUAUUUACUCUCUCUCAUUAAAGACACGCAACAAGACUUCAGUAACUGGACUAGGAAAACCAACAGAAAUAGCUAUAGACUGGCUGACAAAGAAUGUUUAUUAUGUAAAUGAAUUGUUUGUAAGCCAAAGCUAUUUGCAGGUAUGCAGUUUCGCUGACAAGUUAUGUGCCAAGGUGAUAACUGGAGAGCACAACACUGAAAUAAGGAACUUGGUGGUUGACCCACCUUCAGGCCUCUUGUUUUGGACUGAGACCAGUAUGUUCACAUUUGGCACUCCAUCAAAUGCCAUACUGACUGCAGAAAUGUCUGGAGCAAACAAGCAAAGGGUGAUAAAAUCAAUCCUGGGAUAUGUUAGUGGCCUGGCCGUGGACCCGAUAAAGAGGAGACUGUACUGGGCAGAACGGUUGUCUCAUGUUAUAGAAGCAGUUGACUACAGUGGUGAAAACAGGCAGCAGCUCUUCAGGAAACAGGUGGAAAACCCUACUUGCCUUGUGCUGUUUGAGGAUAACUUAUACUGGCUGACCUCAGGAUCUGGUGUGCUAACAAGAUGUCGGAUUUUUGGAGUGCUUCCCACAUGUGAAAAGAUUCACAUCCAUGCAUCUGAUGCUGACUACUUCACAAUUGUCCAAGAGACACGUCAGUUAAAGGGACAUAACCCCUGCAAAGGACACAGCUGCUCAUAUUUGUGUGUGCUGUCACCACGUGGUGCAGAAUGCCUAUGCCCAGAUGGUAGUGUGGUUGAUGCAAACACUCCCUGUAAAAGGAAGGACAAUCCUCCCAAUAUGGGUAUUAAUGAUGGUCAACAUAAAACUCUUGCAAAGGCAAAACCAAAUACAGCAGAAGGCAACUGGUCACUUGCAGCAGUUCUCACUGUAACUUUCUUGAUCCUUGCAAUAAUAGGAGUUGCGUACUAUUUGUACAAGAGGCAAAUGGUUAACCUGAAGAAACUGGAUGUUAGUGUUCAUUUCCGGAACCCAGGAUUUGGAUUCCAGAGCACUCCAGGCCCAAAAACUUCAGCAGCAGCAGCUCUAAAACCUGGAGAACAUGAAUAUGUGAAUCCACUCCAAAUGCCUAAAGAGACAGUCUCUCCACGUGUCUAA